GUAAGAGUGAUAAUUUGUGUAAAUAUGAUAAUUUAAGGGUUAUGUGUAUGUUAUUUUUUAAAAAAGAAAAGAGAAGUCAAAACUAUUUAGCGUAGGGAAAAAAAUAAAGGUUGAUAUAACGCUGUGUGGGUUUAAUUAGUGAACACGGCAGCUGAAAUUCCCAUCUUUUUUCUGCUGUCUCUCAUCUGUUUCUGAUUUAAGAUCUGCUAUCUGUAACAAUGUCAUCUUCAUAUCUACCUGCAACCACAGAUUCAUUAGCUCAGGCUUCUGAGGCUACAACCCCAUCUGAGGCGAUCUCCAUUCUCUACCGCAUCCUUGAGAACCCUUCAUCAUCUUCCGAGGCCUUAAGAAUCAAAGAGCAGGCAAUCUUCAAUCUCUCUGACCUCCUAAGUCAAGAGAAGAGGGCCGAGGAUCUCCAAAAGCUUCUCGUUCAGUUGCGUCCCUUCUUCUCUUUAAUACCCAAGGCAAAAACGGCCAAAAUUGUUAAUAAAGGAAUUGUUGAUGCAGUGGCUAAAAUACCGGGUACAUCUGACCUUCAGAUUACACUUUGCAAAGACAUAGUGCAGUGGGCCCGUUCGGAGAAACGAACUUUCCUUCGUCAGCGGGUUGAGGCAAAACUUGCAGCUCUUUUGAUGGAAAGCAAAGAGUAUUCUGAAGCAUUGACACUCCUUUCAGGACUGAUCAAGGAGGUGAGAAGAUUGGAUGACAAGCUGCUUCUUGUGGAGAUCGACUUGCUGGAGAGCCAGCUCCAUUUUUCUUUGAGAAAUCUUCCCAAAGCCAAGGCUGCGCUUACAGCUGCUCGAACAGCAGCCAAUGCUAUUUAUGUCCCUCCAGCUCAGCAAGGUGCCAUUGAUUUGCAAAGUGGAAUACUUCAUGCAGAAGAGAAAGAUUAUAAAACUGCUUACAGCUAUUUCUAUGAGGCUUUUGAAGCAUUUAAUGCCCUUGAGAAUCCCCAGGCCUUAUACAGCCUCAAGUAUAUGUUGCUCUGCAAAAUCAUGGUCAGCCAGGCUGAUGAUGUUGCAGGAAUAAUAUCAACAAAGGUUGGAUUGAAUUACCAGGGACCAGAAGUUGAUGCAAUGAAAGCUGUCGCCGAUGCUCACUCCAAGCGAUCUUUGAAGCUCUUUGAGAUUGCUCUUCGCAACUUUAAGGCUCAGCUGGAUGAAGAUCCUAUCGUCCAUCGGCACCUCUCUUCACUCUAUGACACUUUAAUGGAGCAGAAUCUUUGCAGGUUGAUCGAGCCUUUCUCAAGAGUCGAGAUUGCUCAUAUUGCUGAAUUGAUCGAGUUGCCUGCUGACCAUGUUGAGAAGAAGUUAUCUCAAAUGAUCUUAGAUAAGAAGUUUGCUGGGACUCUGGACCAGGGUGCUGGAUGCCUUGUAAUUUUUGAGGACCCUAAGCAAGACGCAAUUUACCCGGCUACAUUGGAAACCAUUUCAAAUAUGGGGAAGGUUGUUGACAGUCUGUUUGUAAGAUCCUCAAAGAUAGUGGCUUGAAUUCAGAUCCUUCUUCUAUGACUUGUAUUUCCUGAGCUGCAGGCACCAUCUGCUUUAAGCUUCAGCGCGUUUUGUUGUGUUUUAUGCUUCAUUUCUAAAUACGUUUUGAACUUAGUAUUAAACCUUACAUGGCUGAAGUUAACUAAGGAGCAAGUUCAACUAAAUUCCUUAGAUGUUUUACAACUAUCAUCGGUUCUAUGAGCUGUUUGAACUAGUCAGUUAUAAGCUUUAUUUCUUA
This is a messenger RNA of Capsicum annuum, 1728 nucleotides long. Its product is annotated as 26S proteasome non-ATPase regulatory subunit 11 homolog. The coding region runs from base 219 to 1490 and encodes 423 amino acids. NCBI's taxonomy places the organism in Eukaryota, Viridiplantae, Streptophyta, Magnoliopsida, Solanales, Solanaceae. Gene Ontology annotation, molecular function: structural molecule activity. The record is from RefSeq and is a predicted model, not a curated record. Gene Ontology annotation, biological process: ubiquitin-dependent protein catabolic process. The transcript has 2 exons. Gene Ontology annotation, cellular component: proteasome regulatory particle, lid subcomplex.